Fusarium poae is the source of this 3630-nucleotide messenger RNA. RefSeq lists its product as uncharacterized. NCBI's taxonomy places the organism in Eukaryota, Fungi, Ascomycota, Sordariomycetes, Hypocreales, Nectriaceae. The transcript has 2 exons. Gene Ontology annotation, molecular function: ATP hydrolysis activity; ATP binding. Gene Ontology annotation, cellular component: peroxisome; peroxisomal membrane; cytosol. Bases 1 to 3630 code for a protein of 1209 amino acids. Gene Ontology annotation, biological process: protein import into peroxisome matrix. The record is from RefSeq and is a predicted model, not a curated record.
AUGCCUCCCAGAAGAAACGCGCAAUCCGUCUCUGCCGAGAUCUCCCUAAGUCACCUCAAGAGUUGUUUGGUCAACCUUCCAUCGUCACUCGUCUCAUUACUUGUUAACGUCAACACUCCUGCGCAAAAUGUCAUCGUCGAACUCAGUUACCGAGAUGCCUCUUUGACCGGAUCCGGCUCUCAACAGCGCUCCAUAUUUGUAGGAUGGACAGGAAUGCCAAGCAAGAGAAGAACAGCCCCUCCCGCUACACGCGAUGGACUCAAUGGCUCAAGAUCAUCCCGCGAUCAAGAGAUUCAGCUUGUCGAACUCGAUGCCACACUAGCAAAGACAUUGGGACUGUCGGAAGGGCAGAAGAUCAUGGCCACCAUCUAUCUCGAUCCUCCCAUGGCGCAUACGAUCAAUAUCGAACCUCUGACGCCAGAAGACUGGGAGAUUAUCGAGCUACACGCGACGUUCCUCGAACUUAACCUUUUGUCCCAGAUCCGCGCGCUUCCGAACCCCUCAUACAAACUCGGCGACAACCCUGUUGCGCCCCACGCAUUGACGCUGCACUUGUCCCCGACGUCGACGGCGAAGAUCAAGGUCAUCUCACUGGACCCUGCGCCUCCCGCAGACAUACCAUUCGCCAAGAUCUCACCCGACGCCGAGGUAAUUGUCGCGCCGAAAACGAGGCAGAAGAGCUCGCUCAACUCAGGCGAUCAUAGAAGUGUGGCCAGUACUUCAAAGUCUAAGAGAAGCGCCACCAGUACAGUGCGGAGGCGAAGCGCAAAGGAAGAGCGACGGUCUGCCAUCUUCUUGCGCGGCCUCGAUCGAGCUUCGUGCGAAGAAUGGUUUGACGAAGGACCCCUGCCGCAAGACUUCAGUGUGUGGGUUGAUCAUGAUCUUCUGUCUGGUGAAGCUUUGAAAGGAGUCAACUACGUUACGGUCGAUGUUAUUAGACCAGCUGGAUUGCAACAACCCCAACCAGAAGAAGGGGGUGUUCCCGCCGGUAUGGCUGCGGCCACGAAAGUAAUUGCUCACCUCCGGUCAUGGGUCGACCCUCCCAACAGCCAGGCAGUAGCUCUCUCAUCCCCUCUUUGCGCCACUCUCGGCUGCACUGGUAUGGUCGGCGGUAUCGUGAAGCUCCAAGCUGCACAACAGCAGCUAUCAAAGGGUACGGUGCAAAGUAUCAAGAUUUUCCCUUUCGCGACAAGUGCCAAAACAAUCGAAGGUCUUCGUUUUGGCGGAGAGUCCAAGGCUGAGAAAGAAGAAGCCGCAAAGCGAUUCCGUCAGAUCUACGAUGGUUUUAGGGGUACAGAUGGGCUCCUUCAAGGACCUUUGACAGAUGGAUCUGUUCUGAACAUAUACGACGGUCUUGAGGCCCCUCAGGGGUGGGAGGGUGGUAUUGUGAAGUUUACAUACAAUGCAGACUUUCAGGAAAGUAAGGAGGCAACAAAUUGGCUGCUAGGGAUUGAUCCCAAGUUACCCAUUGACGUUCAGCCACCUACUACUCGGCCAUCCUGGAUGUCUGAACCAGAUGGGUUUGAGCGGCAGCCAACACACGAUUCGCUUCUUGUUGGAAUCGACUCCUUGUUGAACAACUUACAGUCUAAUCUUAUACAUCUAUCAUCCGUUCUUCUUACAGGAGGCAUGGGAUCAGGAAAGUCCUCAAUUGCCAAACACCUGGCUCAAAAGCUUCGACAAGAGUCAUUGUUCAAUACGCUCUAUUACCCCUGUCGGAAACUUGUCAACGACGAAACGAGAAUCUCAACAAUAAAAGAAACGCUGAAUCGGUUAUUUGCCUCUGCCAGCUGGGGCGCGCGAUUGAACGGAAAGGCCGUUGUUAUCCUUGACGACCUCGAUAAGCUUUGCCCUGUCGAGACAGAACUGCAGGUUGGAAAUGAUAAUGGUAGAAGCAGGCAAGUUGGUGAGAUCUUGUGCUCCAUUGUAAGACAGUACUGCACUCGAGAUAGUGGUGUUGUGCUUUUGGCAACAGCUGAAGCCAAGGAAUCUAUUAAUGGUGUUGUGGUCAGUGGCCAUGUUGUGCGCGAGAUCGUGGAGCUUAAAGCACCCGAUAAAGAAGCAAGACGCCAAGUCAUGGAGUCCAUUGUUAUGCUGGAUGCUGUGACUGCUGAUGAAGCCCAAACACAGUUCAGUGAUGGCAGCCGACCACAGACCGCCGAUAGUAGCACGACGGGAGGAGACAGUGGUGCGUGGAUGGAUGGCACCAGCCACACGAGCAAGGAGGAUCACAAAGCAAAGACAAGUGGUUUUAUUUUGGACCCAGAUCUCGAUUUCCUUGACAUCUCAGGUUCUACGGACGGCUACAUGCCAGGGGAUAUUAGUGUGCUGGUAUCUCGUGCGAGGAACGAAGCCAUCAUCCGAGCCAUUGCCGAGUCCCCAGACUCAACAGGUGCUAUUCAUUUAGCUCGUGCUGACUUUGAAAAGGCCCUCAAGGGCUUUACUCCAGCCUCACUGAGAAACGUGACAUUGCAGAGUUCAUCCACGAGCUUCAAAUCUAUCGGAGGUCUGCAAGAGACGCGACAAGUACUUCUGGAGACACUACAAUAUCCCACAAAGUACGCGCCAAUCUUUGCCCAAUGCCCUCUGCGUCUUCGGUCAGGUCUUCUUCUGUAUGGGUACCCCGGUUGUGGCAAGACUCUUCUCGCCAGCGCUGUUGCUGGCGAGUGUGGCCUUAACUUCAUUAGUGUCAAGGGUCCUGAGAUCCUGAACAAGUACAUUGGUGCCUCUGAAAAAAGCGUCCGAGACUUGUUCGACAGAGCUUCAGCUGCAAAGCCAUGUGUGCUCUUUUUCGACGAGUUCGACUCCAUCGCGCCCAAGAGAGGACAUGAUUCUACUGGUGUCACGGAUCGUGUUGUCAACCAACUUCUAACGCAAAUGGAUGGUGCCGAAGGUCUAUCAGGUGUCUAUGUGCUAGCAGCUACAUCUAGGCCUGAUCUGAUAGAUCCUGCUCUGCUUCGUCCUGGCCGUCUAGACAAGUCUCUCCUCUGCGACAUGCCUGCCCUAGAAGAUCGAGUUGAUAUUAUCAAGGCAUUGUUCCAGAAAGUGAGACUUUCGGAUGAAUUGAUCGAGUCUGAUGGACCCCUUACAGACAUCGCCCGCCAAACCGAAGGCUUUUCGGGUGCUGAUCUUCAAGCCCUCGUGUCCAAUGCUCAGUUGGAGGCUAUUCAUGACGUCUUGGACGUAGACGGGCCUGCAGUCACCUCAAAACGGUCCAACGGUACCAACGCCAAGUCGAACUCCACACCAAGCUUCGUCCAGUUCCGCUAUGGGGACAAAGUCAAGCCAGUCAUCGAAGCCACGCCAAAGAGCAGGUCGGCUGCCGUUGUUGAGAACGCGUCGAUCCUUGCAAAACUUGAGGAGAUUAAGAUAGCUCGCAAGAAGUCAAAGCAAGUCCAUGGCGUUCCUGCAGGUAACACCGAUGCCAAAGCGCAAGCUAGUGAGCAGAGGGAAGUAGUCAUUGAGUUGAAUCAUCUCCUCAAAGCGCUGGACAACACAAGGGCUAGUAUCAGCUCCGAGGAGAGGAGGAGAUUGCAGAGAAUUUACACUGAGUUUGUCGUUGGUAGAAGUGGACAAAUGAAGGAUGGACAGGGAAGUAUGGAGAUUGGAGGACGGAGCAGCUUGAUGUAA